Molecule: messenger RNA, 732 nt
Organism: Cyclocybe aegerita
Lineage: Eukaryota; Fungi; Basidiomycota; Agaricomycetes; Agaricales; Hemipholiotaceae
Source: the annotation of a GenBank genome assembly
AUGGACCCUUCGGUACCGCGCUCGAAACGACUGUUGAGCGACGAGAGGUCGAACAUCUUCGUGUACAUGACGGGCCACGGUGGGAAUGAAUUCCUCAAGUUCCAAGACAACGAAGAGAUCAGUGCAUUUGACGUCGCAGAUGCAUUCGAGCAAAUGUACCAAAAGAAACGGUACAAUGAGAUUUUCUUCAUGAUUGAUACGUGCCAGGCCUUGAACACCAUGUUCUCGAAACUGUACUCGCCCAAUAUCCUCGCGACUGGGUCGUCUGGGCUGGGCGAGAAUUCAUACUCUCACGCCAAUGAUAACGACAUCGGUGUGGCGGUCAUCGACGCAUUCACACACUAUGUGCUGGAGUUCAUGGAGAAAAUCAAUAAGACGAGCACGGUAUCCAUGCAGGAGCUUUUCAACUCUAUCGAUGUGACGAAGAUUAACUCUCAUCCGGGUGUGCGCAGCGAUCUGUUCUCGCGGCCACUAGACAAGACGCGCAUCACCAAUUUUUUUGGUGGCGUGGCGCAGGUGGAAAUCGUGCCUCCAGUCGAACCCUCAGUCGACCAGAACACCUCGGAGGAAGGACCGGAACAAGAACACGAAGCAACGCCCCAUCCACCUAUGAGACCCGCGAAGAGUCAGAACAGGGUCAAAUCAUGGCUCAAGGAGGGGAAGACUCUCCGAGCAUGGGCGUCGGUUUCGCUCCUCGGAGUCGUGGCAGGAUGGGUUCUGUCCAAAAAGUAG